This is a messenger RNA of Colletotrichum siamense, 2019 nucleotides long. RefSeq lists its product as uncharacterized. The coding region runs from base 1 to 2019 and encodes 672 amino acids. Gene Ontology annotation, molecular function: zinc ion binding. The record is from RefSeq and is a predicted model, not a curated record. NCBI's taxonomy places the organism in Eukaryota, Fungi, Ascomycota, Sordariomycetes, Glomerellales, Glomerellaceae. The transcript is spliced from 3 exons.
AUGGGCUCGCUCACCGGCCAGACGAGCUCGACUCCCGACAUGGCCCCUAGCCCGGCUGCCCUGCCGUCCCCCGAGGACGAUGAGGCAGACUAUCUUGACCAAGUCCUGCGCCUGUCCACCCAAACCACCGAGGCCGCCAUCGACGAAGAACUGGUCGCGAAGGCCACGGCACUCGGUAUAUGUACUUCAGGGCUUACGCCAGAAAAUACCGAUGCAGGCCCCGAGUCGCGAGCUUCAACAGUUGCGACCCAGCAUGUGCGGACCUUUUCCACCGCCUCGCGCGAUUCCGCGAGCACCACCUUGACCUCCCAUCCCUCUCUCAACACGGCUCCGUUCGCCGCUGCCACGGCCGACGUGCCACCAAACUCGCUGGCAAGGAAGAGAUCCAAGAGCCUUACUUUCUCGCAUUACGACAAGUACCUGUCACAAUUGGACCCUAACAUCCACCAACCCAAGAUCCAGAAGGCGCCGCCUCCACCAGUUCUUAACCCAUCUACGCACAGCCUAUUCAGCGUGUCCACCAGAAGGAGCUACUUCAGUAUAAAGGAGGGCAUUAGAAAGAUUCGAUGGAAGAGGCGGUCUGCCCUCAUGGAGUCCACGAUUUCUUGUAUAUGCUGUCGCAACGAAUUCAACAAGCCGAGUGAUCUGCACAGCUUGCCCUGCGGCCACACCUACUGCGCCGACUGCCUCAGCAUAAUGAUCCAGCAGGCGACGACAGAUGAGUCCAAGAUGCCACCGCGAUGCUGCACCCAACCCAUUCCGGGAUCCAUCAUCCAAAAGAUACUCACCCGAGAGGAGCAGCAUGCGUUUUUGAAGGCGGUGCUACAAUUCAGCACUCCCUGGGAAGCUAGAGUCUUCUGCCCAAACACAGCAUGCGGCGAGUUCAUUCCUCCCCGAAACCGAAUCGAUCCCAAACACCCCUUCGAUGUCGUCUGCCGAAAGUGCCGGACCAGAGUUUGCAUAAUGUGCAAACGAAACGCACACGCCAUCGGAAAGGACUGUCCGUCGGACUGGGAACUGGAAGCCGUGUUGAAGAUGGGUGAAAAGUCUGGCUGGAGAAGAUGCAAGGCUCAAUUUUGCUACAUUUGCGGCGCCAUCUGGGACCCGUCGGUAGGCUGUCCCAACUUCUGCAACGGGGAUGAAGAGCUAGAGCGGCGAAGGAUGGAGGAAGAAGCUAGAGAAGCCGAGCUGGAGGCAGAGAAGGCAGCCCAAGAAGCUGCCGCGGCUGCCGAAGCGGCAGAGAAAGUCGAGGCGGAAAAGCGCACACGAGGCAGCCCACAAUUCGCCAAAUUGGAUGAAUUGAUGGCGGAAGAGUUGGAACGAUUCCGUGUUUACAUGCGGAAAACGAAGUGGCUCAUGUGGACUCGACAAGCGGAGAAGAAGCAAGCAACCGUUGACAGGUACUCGGAUCUGAUCGAGAAGAUGAAGGAACGCCAUGCCAAAACAGCAGCUCAUCUUGAGGAACGGCAAAUCGAGGCCGAGAUGGACCUGAGAUCAACGCUGGACCAAAGCGAGAAGAGCGUCAAGAUCCGUUUGAAGCAUAUGGAGGCAUACUGCGAUGGACUCGGCCGAACCCAAAACUCGGACUUGCCGCCGAGAGUUGUCACUGAGAGAGACUUGCGCUUGCUGGGACAACAGUACAACGUACGAGACGGCAUGGAGCGACUGCAUCAAGCGAAGAUUAAUGUCCUACGAGAUCGGCAGGCUAAGCGGAUGGAAGAGCUUCUGGAACGCCAGGAGCAGGAACUUGAGAAGCUGACGGAUAAGAAAGAGCAGGAGAUAGAGAAUCUGGCAACGGAUUUUGCGCAAGAAGAAGAUACCCUGGUCAGAACAUUUAAUGACCGCAAGCAGAGAUUGCAACGGCGUUGGCUACUAGCGAUUGAGAUUCUCCGAAAAGAGCUCGAGGAGCAGACCAAAGACCAAUACGCGUCUCUGAAUUUGCCAGUUUGGCCCGACGACACGGAGACGCAGGACGAGAUUCUGGCAUCGCUCCCUGACUCCCCGGCGAGUGAGGAUUAA